CCGCAGGCGUAUGUGAACCAGGCUUUAUAUCAGGUUGUGAGAGCUCUACUCGCUUCAACUUCACACUUUUGCCUUGAACAUGAAUGAACUAAGAACCAAUGAGUUUUACCUAAAGAAACUAUAUCGCUCCGCUCAAGUUACUGAUGCUGACAAGGUAAGAAACUGGACUGAUAUUAAAUGCACCAAGCCUGCCAAAGACAUAUAAAAAAAGUCAGACUGAUUUAGAAGCUAUCAAUUUAUUUAGGUACCAAUAACGAACCAUGCAGUUUCUACCAUGAUGCAUCAGUAAAAACCAUACACAAAUAUGAAGUUUCUUUAGAAUGCUGAAUACUAACGUUUUAGUCUCAAAAUAUUUCCUCGAACAAGAGAUGAUGUAGCCACUAGACCACUUCCCAACAACAUUUAAUAAUUAAGCGCUAGACUUUUGAAAGUGAGUUUGAUUUAAUUUUAUGGUUUUUUAACUUCGGAGCUAUUCUGUAGACAAACUGAAAUAAAGUCGUUGUUUUUUAAGGAUGGUGUGAUAACUCGUGCUGAUUAUGACCUCAUGAUCAAGAGAUACAACGAGCUUGGUAUGCCAGAAGAAAACAAACAAGAAUUAUCUGACGCCAUGUACGGGAUGUGUGGUUCCUUGGGUCUUACAGAUUACUCUAAGUCCUUGACAUACGACGAGAUAGUGCAGUCUUGGAUUGAUAACGUGGAGAAGGGAGGUGGCUUUGCGACCGUUGUUUACGAUAAGAUAUUUCGAAUUGUUGAUAUAUACAAACAGAGAUGGAAGUAUAUCUUUGAAAGAGUGGGAAAUUCAUUGCAUGGCUAUUAAUAUCCCUGUAGAGCAUGCUGAACCAUCGUUUAAAGCGAUGGACACUGAUGGAGAUGGAGUGAUCUCUCAUGAUGAAUUUGUAGCUUAUCACUAUGAAUAUUUUCAUACAAGUGAAGAUAAACUACAUAGUUCCCAUUUGUAUGGACCAUUGCAGUAAAAUAAUUAUUAAGGCACUGGAACGCAAGGAAUUUUGACAAUGGAUUCACUGUAGCAUGAGAACAAACUAAUAUAAUAAAUUUGAAAUCUGAUUAGCAGAACGAAAAUCUUAAAUAGCUAUAAGUAGCAUUAUUACUAAUAUUAUUAUUAAUACAUUUCAUCCUUAUCAUUAUUACUAAAUUUUGAACAAUUAAAAAAUCCAAAGGGAAUAAAAUAUAUUCAUAUAUACAUAAAGUACCAUUGUACCUUUAAUUAUACAGUUGAAUAUUGUGCAGAAUAUGGUUGUAUUUUAGUUUUUAACUUUACGUAGUCGCAGACGUUGUCCUGAAGCGAGAUUCCACAAUUAUACAUGUGAUGCUACCUUGAUAAUCUGAUGGCCCUGUAGCUUUGAAUCCUGUGAGACUAAAGCGAUAGUUCUACAUACAGCAAUUUCAAUUA
Molecule: messenger RNA, 1411 nt
Organism: Paramuricea clavata
Lineage: Eukaryota; Metazoa; Cnidaria; Anthozoa; Malacalcyonacea; Plexauridae
Source: the annotation of a GenBank genome assembly